Molecule: messenger RNA, 3745 nt
Organism: Oryza sativa Japonica Group (Japanese rice)
Lineage: Eukaryota; Viridiplantae; Streptophyta; Magnoliopsida; Poales; Poaceae
Source: RefSeq, a predicted model, not a curated record
CGAAAAAAAAUCGUCCUCCUUUCCGUAGCUGGCAACAUCUCCGCCUCUCCUCUCGCUUCCCGCAUCUUCCCACACACACACACACAAAAAAAAAAACCUCACGCGCGAUUCCAAUCCUCCCUGAAUCCACCGCGCCUUUGCCUAAGGGUUUCGAUUCGUUCGCGUGCGGCUGCUCUCCCCCCGAUCGAUCGGCUUCUCGCCUCGCUCUCGACGAAUCGAGGUCGCUAGCUCGGUUCGGUUGUGCGUUGCGUUGCGUUGGCGUGGCGGCGGGCGGUUGACCGGUUCGCUAGGGUUGGAGCUCCGGGAGGGGGAGGAAUGAUGGCGAGCCACGGCGCCGGGGUGGUGGCUGCUGGAUCCGAUGCCGCUCCUGCCGAGGUCAGCAUUGUGGGGCAGACAAAUCCAUCUACUUAUCCACCUUUAGCUUUAGGGCAUCAUUCAUGGUCCUCUUCAACUGGGGCAGCUACAGUCCCGUGGAGCUAUCCAGUGAACAAUCAAAGCCAAGAUACAGUUUACUAUGAUCCACAAAGGGAUGUUUCGGUUUCGGGAGACAAUCAGAGUGUGGCAAGCAGUGCACCUCAUAAUGCUCAGCCAACUAUGGGCACAGAAAAUGCGACUCAUUCUCACAUGCCUUACUCAAGUUCACUUCAACAUGGGUACACUGCUGCAGAAUAUGCAAACUAUUAUUAUAGUUACCCACAAACUACAAAUGGUUCUUCUGUCCAGCAAGGAGGAACAAAUCAACAUUCAGGUGCAGCUCAUCAGCCUCUUACUUCAUUUCAGAAUUCAGAGUCUUACGUUGGUCCCACAAGUAACACAUAUUACAAUGCUGGUGGUCAUCAGACUGCUCCAGGAUAUGGAACUAGCAAUAGCUAUUAUCAGAACAGCACCUGGAAUGGUGGAAGCUUUGAAAAUAAUUAUGCUCAGUCAUAUCAGAACUACCCGUCAUCCAAUACCAACACAGUACAGCAUUCCAUUUCAGUGCCUACCAAUUCUUUCUCAUACCAACAGCAGUACAACCAAUGGCCAUACUAUUACAAUCACACCGUGCCAAAUCCUGCUGGUGAUCCAGUCGGGAACAGUAACUCAAUUGUUAACACUACUUCUAGCUACUCCUAUCCCAGUAUCCAGCCACCUCCUCCAGGAACUACAUCAUGGAAAAGUAAUUCAAGUUCUUCUAUUGCGCCUCCUAUUCAGGCUUCAGGUGGUCCAGGGCCUCAAGAUCAAUAUAUCAACCAGGCGCACGCUCCGGUGUUGGAAAACCAGUAUGCUGGCCAGGUAGCAGGUAACCCAAGGUCUCAAAACCAUUAUGCCAGCCAGACACCAGCCUGCCCACAGAGCACUGUGAAUUUGAACCCCGUUCAGCAAAGCAAUCAUGGCGAUCAACAAAAUACUGUAGGUUCAAACGGUCCAAACUCAAAUAUUUACUCAGUCGACCAUGUAUCUGAAAAUUUACACCCAAAUUGGCAGGUUUUUAUUGCAACCGAAAAUUCAAGUGAAAACAAAAUGCAGGUUCCUCGAAUUGCUCCAGGUUUUUCUAUGGUAAUACCAAAGAGCGAGAAGAAAAUUUUAGGUGCUGAUUUGUCAAAGAAGCCUGCUUAUGUUAGUGUUUCCAUGGUGAAGAAUGAUGCUAGAUCACUCCCUUUUUCAUUACAUAAUUAUGCUACGAGGAAUCUCAACUGUUGCAAGGAUGAGGCCCAGAAGGCUGCUUGCCAGAGUAUGAUAGAAGAGAUAAAAAACAGCGCCAUUGCUGAUGGAACCCUUCUUACUAAGAAUUGGGACACUGAGCCACUGCUUCCUUUGGUACAAAAUGUUGCAACCAUUCCAGAAACAAGCAGUGCAAACAAUUCAAGUCCCUCCUUGUCGACAUCUACCAAUAGGAGACGCCAAAAAAGUAGGUGGGAGCCUGUUGUGGAGGAAAAGGUUACAGAUAAGGUGGAACCGGUAAAAGGGUUGGUGAAUGGUACCACCCACAAUAAUUUGGAAGCCAAAAACAGAAUGAGUAAUAACUGGGAUUCCAGAAAAUUUUUCCAGUCUCAUCAUGCGACUGCAAACAAAGUCAGUCAGCGGCCUGCCAAGAAGCAAAAGAUCAGCAGUUACUCAGAUCAAAUGCAAAAUGGAAAUGCUUCAAGUGAUAGUGAUAAGGAGCAGGAUCUAACCAAAUAUUAUGCCAGUGCAACCGCACUAGCAAAUUCACCUGAGGAGAAGAAGCGCAGGGAGCAUAGGUCAAAGCGUUUUGAGAAGAACCAGAAUUCAUCAUCUAAAUCGAGGAAUUCUGCAGCAAGUAAAGAUGUAAUGGCUAAUAUACAUGCACGAAGAGCUGUUUCAGCUCUUCUUGCCAGAAGCUGUGAAGAUGGCACUACCUUGGCUGUGGAGGAUAUGGAUUGGGAUGCAUUGACAGUAAAGGGGACAUGCCAAGAAAUUGAGAAACGAUAUCUCCGGCUUACAUCAGCACCUGAUCCUGCCACAGUAAGACCGGAGCAUGUCUUGGAGAAGGCCCUUUCCAUGGUUGAAACAUCUCAAAAGAAUUAUCUUUAUAAAUGUGAUCAACUGAAGUCUAUUCGCCAAGAUCUCACAGUUCAGAGAAUCCAGAAUGAACUUACUGUCAAGGUUUAUGAAACUCAUGCACGUUUAGCAAUGCAGGCAGGUGACCUACCUGAAUAUAACCAGUGCCAGUCACAACUGAAGAGGCUAUAUGCAGAGGGAAUCAAGGGCUGUUACUUUGAAUUCUCUGCGUACAAUUUACUCUGUGUCAUGUUGCACUCUAAUAAUAAACGAGACUUGCUGUCAUCAUUGGCAAGGUUAUCGAAACAAGCCAAACAAGAUGAAGCUGUCAAGCAUGCCCUUGCAGUUCAUUCUGCUGUUUCAUCUGGAAACUAUGUCCUAUUUUUCAAACUAUACAAGCAGGCACCGAACUUGAAUUCUUGCCUCAUGGAUCUAUAUGUGGAGCGAAUGCGUUUUGAGGCUGUAAAAUGCAUGUCUAAAUCAUAUCGCCCGACUAUACCAGUGGGAUAUGUUGCACAAAUUUUGGGAUUCUCAAGAAUUGAUAGUGAAGCAUCAGAAGAGUGUGAAAUGUGGUUAAAAGCUCAUGGUGCUAUUCUUUCAAUAGACAACAGCAGAGACUUGCAAUUAGACACGAAGGCUUCUACUACUACACUUUACAUGCCAGAGCCAGAGAAUGCCGUCGCACAUGGUGAUGCCUCACUUGCAGUUAAUGACUUUUUGGCGCGGACAUAGCGACAAAAAUUGUAACCAUGAUAGAUAAGUCCAGUAUGUUUGUGCCGAUCUGUGAGCCUGUGAUGUACUGCAAAUGUCUCCAGUACACAUCGUGCCAGUUAUGGAGCUCAAUGAAAUGGAGCAGCAGAUGAAGGGCAUUAUGCUUCCGGAGCUUUGGAGUUGGAGCAAAUAGGAGAGUGCUGACUACUGAGUGCUCAACUUGUUCCCGGGUGUUUGCACCUGAUGCAACAACUGCAAUGCUCAAUGCAACGGUGAGGCAUAUACUGGACAACACAUCCAAAACGAGAAGCCUGCAGAAAGCUUUGCCGCUGGCCUGUGGUCUCACAGAAACACAGAAAAUGUAUGAACUUCUGGUAACCCAGAUCCCAGAUACAUGUAAAGUGUAAACCAAAAUUUUGAGAGUGAAUAUGUAUGGUACAUUUGUUUGUACAACACACUUCACACAUACCAUUUUCACCAACUAUUUGUAGCUAAAAUAUAUUUCUAAUACGUGAGCCCCGGGAUUUUUUUA